AUGGAUUUCUCCAGGUUCCUGUCGGAUGACUUUGAGGUGAAGAGCUGGGUGAACGCGGCCUUCCGGGCCGUGCAGCAGGAGGCCCCCGGGAAGGUGGACGCCCACGCCGCUACCCUGGUGAUGAAGUUGCAGCUCUUCAUCCAGGAGGUCAACAACGCCGUGGAAGAAACAAGCCACCAGGCUCUCCAGAACAUGCCCAGAGUCCUCCGGGAAGUGGAAGUCUUGAAACAGGAGGCAACGUUCCUGAAGGAGCAAAUGAUCCUUGUCAAAGAAGAUAUCAAGAAAUUUGAAGAAGACACAGCUCAGUCAAUGCAGGUCCUGGUAGAGAUUGACCGGGUGAAAUCUAGAAUGCAGUUGGCUGCCGAAUCACUUCAGGAAGCAGACAAAUGGAGCACGUUAAGUGCAGACAUUGAAGAGACUCUUAAAACACAGGAUGUGUCUGUGAUUUCGGCCAAACUAACAAGCAUGCAGAGCAGCCUGGCUAUGCUUGUGGAUACGCCGGAUUACUCCGAGAAGUGCGUGCAUCUUGAGGCUCUGAAGAACCGACUAGAGGCCAUGGCCAGCCCUCAGAUUGUCGCUGCUUUUAACUCCCAGUCUGUAGAUCAGGCAAAAACAUUUGUUAAAGUCUUCACCGAAAUUGAUCGGAUGCCCCAGCUUCUUGCUUAUUACUAUAAAUGUCACAAGGUGCAGCUGGUGGCAGUGUGGCAGGAUCUUUGCCAAAGUGACUUAAGCUUAAAUCGCCAGUUGACUGAGCUGUACGACACACUCCUUGGGACCUGGCACUCACAACUUCAGUGGGCAACACAGGUUUUCAAGAACCCCCAUGAAAUCGUCACUGUAUUGUUGAUUCAAACUCUGGGAGCGUUGGUGCCUUCCAUCCCUGUCUGCCUCAGCACUGCCAUGGAGAGAACGGGCCAAGAAACCAAGCUGAGUAAGCUGCUGGAGGUCUAUGAUGCCACCGUCCACUUCGGAAAAGGGCUGGAAGUAGCAAUGCUGCCAAACCUGAAGGAGCAGAACCUGGUAAAAGUGAUGGAACUGGUGGAAGUGGUGUAUGGUCCAUACAAGCCCUAUCAACUUGAGUAUGGAGAUCUGGAAGAAGAAAAUCUCCUCAUUCAGAUCAGUGCAGUGCCCUUGGAGCAUUGGGAAGUAAUUGACUGUGUCCAGGAACUGAACCAUUCAGUCAACAAACUCUUCAUUCUGGCUUCUGGAGCCAUCGACAACUGCAUCAAACUCACCGAUGGACUGGGAGUGUGUGGGCUCCUUAAGGCCCUGAAAGCUCUGUUCACAAAGUAUACAUCUGACUUUACAAAUACAUUGCAAUCUAUACGAAAGAAAUGUAAACUGGAUGAUGUCCUAUCAGAUUCCCUUUUCCAGGAGGACUGGACUGCAUUCCAAAACUCUGUCCGGAUAAUUACUACUUGUGGCGAGCUCCUUCGUCAGUGUGGAGACUUUGAGCAGCAACUGGCCAACAGGAUUUUAUCAACUGCUGGGAAGUAUCUCUCAGACUCCUACAGCCCUUGUAGUUUUUCUGGCUUUCAGGAUACCAGUUCUGCAGAAAAGAAGAGCUCCAUAAAGAAUCCCUGGCAGGAAUACAAUUAUCUUUUGAAGGAGAAUCCAUCUGAGUAUGCCAGCCUUAUGGAAACGCUUUACACUCUAAAGGAGAAAGGUACAAGUAACCACAACCUGUUGUCUUCAUCGCGAUCUGCCCUAAGCCGCCUCAACCAGCUGGCACACCACUUGGCUUUUGAUUCUGUUUUUCUUCGCAUCAAACAACAACUCUUACUUGUUUCAAAGAUGGAGAGUUGGAAUUCUGGUGGCAUUGGUGAGACCCUGACGGAUGACCUGCCAAACUUCAGCCUCACACCUCUGGAAUAUAUUAGCAAUAUUGGACAAUAUAUUAUGUCCCUUCCUCUCCACCUUGAGCCAUUUGUCACUCAAGAGGAUUCUGCUUUGGAACUGGCAUUACAUGCUGGAAAACUACCUUACCCCCCAGAACAAGGAGAUGAAUUACCUGAGCUGGACAACAUGGCUGACUACUGGCUGGGCUCCAUCGCCAGAGCUACGAUGCAAACUUACUGCGAAGUCAUCCUGCAAAUACCAGAGCUCACAGUGCAUUCAACAAAGCAGCUUGCCACGGACAUUGAUUACUUAAUAAACGUGAUGGACGCCCUCGGCCUUCAGCCAUCAAGAGCACUGCAAAACAUCGUAACUCUGUUGAAGGCAAAACCAGAGGACUACCGGCAAGCUGCAAAAAGCAUGCCCCGCAGAAUGGCCAGCAGCAUCGCAGCAAUGAGAGGCCUGGAGUGUUAGCUGUAACGUCCCUGCUGCUGGACGCUGUUCACGGGCUGAACUGUUUGGGUUGUUUUUAUUUCCCUAUAAACUUUGCAAGGACACUGGGGAUUAGGGGAAUUUAUUUCUGAAUAACUUUUAAUAAAUGCCUUUGUCUAGGAAAA
Molecule: messenger RNA, 2453 nt
Organism: Balearica regulorum gibbericeps (East African grey crowned-crane)
Lineage: Eukaryota; Metazoa; Chordata; Aves; Gruiformes; Gruidae
Gene: COG7
Product: component of oligomeric golgi complex 7
Biological process (GO): Golgi organization; retrograde vesicle-mediated transport, Golgi to endoplasmic reticulum; intracellular protein transport
Cellular component (GO): COG complex
Source: RefSeq, a predicted model, not a curated record